AUGUCGAACUCCUCCAACUCUGAGCCCAAGUUCUCCACGCAGGUGGAAGAUCCCUCCAAGGUGAGAAAAUCUGCGGCACCGGCAGACCGCUUUCGUUGCCUCAUUCUAUCCGCUCCUGCUAACCAACGCCAGCCCGACGCCCCCAAGCACCAGCACGGACUCUUCGAGGCGGCCAAGGACAAGUUCUCGGCCCACCAGGGAAACCCCGGCCCGGUCUUGCUGAACAGUGCUAGUGGCGUACCGCAAGAGGGCACAAAGGAGGAGAGACGGGCAAAGGCGGAGGCGCUGAACAAGGACAAUUAG
Sporothrix schenckii 1099-18 is the source of this 303-nucleotide messenger RNA. RefSeq lists its product as uncharacterized. The record is from RefSeq and is a predicted model, not a curated record. The transcript has a single exon. Lineage: Eukaryota; Fungi; Ascomycota; Sordariomycetes; Ophiostomatales; Ophiostomataceae. The coding region runs from base 1 to 303 and encodes 100 amino acids.